CCGGCGCGGCGCGAGGAUGAGCGGGCGGCGGGUGGACGCCAAAGUGGUGCUGCUGGGCCAGGAGGGCGUGGGCAAGAGCAGCCUGGUGGAGCGCUGCGUGCACCGCCGCUUCCGCGCCGGGCCCUAUCAGAACACGAUAGGGGCUGCGUUCGUGGCGAAGGUGCUGUCUGUGGGGGAGCAGACGGUGACACUGGGGAUCUGGGACACAGCGGGCUCCGAGCGCUACGAGGCCAUGAGCCGCAUCUACUAUCGUGGGGCGCGAGCUGCCGUCGUCUGCUACGACCUCACCAACAGCAGCAGCUUCCAGCGCGCCAAGUUCUGGGUGAACGAGCUGCAGAACUGCGAGGAGGGCUGCCGGAUCUACCUGUGUGGCACCAAGAGUGACUUGCUGGAGGAGGACCGGAGGAAGCGAGACGUUGACUUCCACGACGUGCAGGACUAUGCCGAUGAGGUCAAGGCAGAGCUGUUUGAGACCUCCAGCAAGACAGGACAGAACGUGGAUGAGCUGUUCCAGAAGGUGGCUGAGGACUACGUCCACUUCACUGCCUUCCAGGAGAUGACAGAGGAGAAAGGUGUUGACCUGGGCCAGAAAAGCAGUUCCUACCUGUACAGCUGCUGCCACCACUGAGAUCUUCAGCCAAAAGGGAACUGCUGGUGCGGGCUGCCUGCCCCGCUGCUCUUUGGACUCCGUCUGUUUUUUACCUGCUGUAUUUUAGCUGUGUGAGAAGCUGUGUGCAAGGGAAGCGCAGCCCCAUGGAUCACUCCGCUCCCUGGCCUCGGUGUAUGGAGCUGCGCGGUGCUGGGAGCCGCAGGUGCCCACCGAGGUGCCCCUGCUGCCUGUUGGCAGAGACCCAGCAGCAUCCAUAACUUAUUUUCUUGGAGAUGUCGCCCGAUUCUUUGCGGAUUAUUUAAGCGUCUUCUAUCACGGUGUACAAUGUAAAUAAAAUGCAUUGUGGUCUGA
Lagopus leucura (white-tailed ptarmigan) is the source of this 961-nucleotide messenger RNA. RefSeq names its product RAB24, member RAS oncogene family (gene RAB24). NCBI's taxonomy places the organism in Eukaryota, Metazoa, Chordata, Aves, Galliformes, Phasianidae. The transcript has 8 exons. The record is from RefSeq and is a predicted model, not a curated record. The coding region runs from base 17 to 628 and encodes 203 amino acids. Gene Ontology annotation, molecular function: GTPase activity; GTP binding.